Messenger RNA from Guillardia theta CCMP2712, 3963 nucleotides. RefSeq lists its product as hypothetical. The transcript has 13 exons. The coding region runs from base 1 to 3963 and encodes 1320 amino acids. Lineage: Eukaryota; Cryptophyceae; Pyrenomonadales; Geminigeraceae. The record is from RefSeq and is a predicted model, not a curated record.
AUGACAAGGUCUAUGCGGGCGGCGGCGGCGGCGAUGGCAGGGGUUCUGCUCAUGGUGCUGGCGACACAGUGGGAGGGAUGGCAGGCAGAGGAUGAAGAGAAGCUCGUGCGAGCUGACGUGCCAGAGGCGUCAAGGAAGGUGAAGCUCUCGCAGUCACACUUCCACUUCGAGCCUGCAGACCCUCGAGCGAUGGAGAAGGAGGAGCGGAGAGCGGAACUUGACAAGAUCCACAAGGGUUUCCUCCCUGAUCCCUACAAGCUUGGAGUGCAUGUAGAGAUCUCUACAAAAUCCACCGUGACAAGUACCUCGACUCUCGCCGAUGAGCUGAGGGACGUGACUUCGGCAGAGGAUGGCUCGCUUGAGCAACAGCUCAAGGUCAACGGGAUGCCAAUCCAUGUAGAUCUACGAGGCGACGUGAAGGAGACGAGAGGAGGCGAUGCAGCAGAUGACAGUGAGGGAGAAAUAUCAGCUGUUAUAUGGAUCACUGGCAAGACAGAAACUACCUUCUCUCGGGCAUCGGCCGAUACGUUUCAACGUUCCCUCGCCGAAGUUCUGCACAUCAACCCCGAAGACAUCAAGUUGUCCCUCUCAGACAUCACAAAGAGAGCUAGUGAUGCUACAGCCUCGUCCGAUUCAAGGACAGAACCAACAAAAGGGACUGUCCAGGGCGGGAAGGAGUCAUCGGGGACAGGAGAGGGCGGGAAGGAGUCAUCGGGGACAGGAAAAGGCGGGGAGGAUGAUGAUGAAAGCUCUCAGUCGGGUAACUCAACGUGUGAUGGUUGUGAAGGAUGGAGCAUGGAUGAGACCAUGGAAAUGUUUGAAGACGCUCAGAGGAGAAUCAAACGACUGAAGUCUGUGAUGAACCUGCGACCGGAGCUAAACAAAGUCCGUCUGCUCACCAUUUCGAAACUCUCAAAGAGGGUGAAGGAGAACGCAGUCUUUGAGUUGGAAUUCCUGAAGCAAAGCGUUCGCUUGUUGGAGACGAGAUACGAAGACGCAGUUGCCAACGUCACGGGGAUGAUCCAUCCGCUGAUGCCCAACGCCAUGAGGCUGAGAGACGAGCUGGUGCAUGCGAGGUUUGCCACUGACAUGCAGAUCAUAGCCCUUGACAAGACGAUGAAUGCGACGACGUCGGCCCUCGGAAGGUUCCUGUGGCUCAAGAGAGUCCUUGAGGAACACUUGCAGCUGAUUGAAGACGCGAAGCUCAGGUGGCAAAACUGGUACGUGAAGCUCCAGGUGGACGCGAACUCGUCGCUGGACUUCAAUGUGUCGAAGGAGCGGGAGGUGGAAGCAGACCGAGAGGUAUCAGACUUCGAAGAGCUCUUCUCCUUGUUCUACAACGCGGAGUCACAAAGUCUCGAGAACCUCCAGGGGUUCGAGAGGAGGACCAGGGAGCAUCUGGCGAGCAUCGAGCGGGUCAUGGCAGACGUCCUCUACGACAUCAACAUCUCGUCAAUCAAGGAGCUCCAGGAACUUCAUGACGCGAGGCAGGACGAGACGGGCCUGACCUCGAGGCUCUACGACGUGAGUCUGGGGGAGGUGCCGCUGCUGGUGGAGCAGCUCCAGCUGCUCAACGUCUCCAUCGAUAAGUUCCGGCAAGACUUCAUGGCUGACGCGGUCGAUGCGUCUAGAAGCUUCCAGAAGCGCUGGGGUGACACCUUGGCAGCCUGCAAGCAGGCUCUCCUAGACAGGAUCAAUGCCAAGGAUGACAGUUUCCUUGCUCGACAGAAGCGCUUGCUGGACGAGGUCAAUGAGUCAAGCUGGAACUCAGUCCAGCUGGAGUUCUCAGGUGCCGCCGACAGGCUUCAAGAGGAGGAAAUGAGCAUGGCAGAGAUCGCCAACGUGAGCGCGAGGCAGUGGAAGGAGAACGAGGAGGUGCUGGAGCAGCUGGAGCAGACGCUGCAAGCGAUGGAGGCUUCCCUGCAGGAUGAAAUGCAGAGCGAGGACGAGGGAGUGAGAAACCUGCGGAGAUACGGCAAGGAGAGCAUCGAGAGCGUGCGAGGCGAGCUGAGAGACCAGCUGGGAAACUUUGCAGGACAGGAGGCAGAUGAAAUGAAGACUUUGAAGGCGAGCCUGAAGAGGGAUCUGGAGAUGCUUGUGGAGCAUGGGAUGCAAGGAAAUCUGAGCAGACUCGUGCAGGUCUGGAAAGAAAAAGGAAGGAAGAUGGGGGAGGGAAUGAACGAGAUGUUGGAGGGUGAGCGAAGCCGCUUGCGAAACUUCCACGAAAGUCUUCGUGAGCUGAGAGAUUCCUUCAACCACUCCUGGUCGAAACUUUCACGAGGCCUGCGAGACCUGAAGAACAUCUCCGCCUCCAAGACCUCGUACCUCUACCAACUGUUGAAGUCCCAGGACGAGCAGACUAACUCUUCCCUCCGCUCCUUCGCUGCCUUCUCCCUGUUGGGGAGGAAGCUAGAGCAGCAGCUGUUGGGAAAUUUCUCCGACCUCAUCCUUCGAAAGAGCCGUCAGAUGAUCUCCAGCUGGACGCGCGAGGAGCAGCAGGAGCUGCUGGAGAGUCUGACAGACCUGAGCAACAGGGUGGAGAGCCAGAGGCUGCUGGGGAUAGAGAAACUGAUGGACUUUCAAUCGAGACUAGAGCAGGCGAAGUCAGACAGCUGGAGUACUUUCAAGCUCUGGAAUAUCUCGGCUGAAGGGCUGAGGGGAGCAGUUGAGAACACAACACUGCGAGAUGUGAUCGCCCAGCUGCACGUGAAGAACUUCUCAGCUGAGGAUUGGAUGCGAAUGGACGGCCUCUUCUUCAACUUCAGCCAAAACCUCCUGGCGACGAUCAACGAUGACAAGCUGAGAAUUUCUCAACACGGCGAGAGCACCUUGAAGUCCCUCCUAGACUCCAUCCGCUCGUCCCUCAACAGCGACUCGUCAGCUUUUCACGCUUGGAGAUCGCAGCAAGAAAAUCGGUCGGACGACUUUGAUAGCCGUUAUGUCAGAUAUCGACAGGCCCUCUCGGUGGCUCCUCCGAUACCCAUCGCGGCCCAUCUCCUCCUCCUGACAGGUCCAACGGCACUGAUUACAGAAGUUGACCUGGGGCAGGAAGAUGAACUUUCCUCAGCUAACGGGAGAUACAGACUCAACAUUACGCACGGCAAGUUGUGGCUCUUCGAUGACUACGGGAAGAUGAAGAUCGAGAAAAUUUUGCCUUCGUCGUCGUCGUCCUCCUCCUCCUGCUACGAAAAGCAGCGCUGGGAGAGGAAUGCUAUGGCUGGGCCCGCCUGUAGGGAGCAACUGGUCUUGAUUGACAAGCUUGGGGGGAUGGUGACUGCGACGCCUGCGAGGUCGGGGACGAGAGCUCCCUACAGACUUGUGCUUAGCGAUGAAGGCGAGCUGAUGGUGCUGGACGGAGAGGAUCGUGAAGUUUGGUCGAACGAGGAGCAUGGGCGACAGGAGGGAGCAGAAGAAAGCAGAGAAGAAGAGAAGAAGAACGACCAGGAGAAGAAGGAAGAGGCAGAGAAAGACAAAGAGGACAAGGACAAGGACAAAGUCAAGAAAGAAGGGAAAGAGCAAGAGGAGCAAGCGAAGGAACUUGAAAUGCCAGCUGAUGUCGGGCUGCUGAACAGUUUCUGCGCUUCCUGGAGGGACUCGCAGGGGCAGCAGAGCGACGAGCUGGCGGUCAUGGCCAAGUGCAUGCAGCAGGACUGCGUGCAGUCGCUCAAGCAGGUCGGCUGCCGGUGGAGGGACACGAAGGGUCUCUGCUACGUGGACAGCGGCCAGCAGUGGUGCCAGCUGCACCCCAACAGCCCAGGCUGCCUUGGUGGCACGGUGAUGCAUGCGCUGUGCUUGUCCUUAUAUCCGAGGUCGAGUAACGAGCUGGAGCAGAGCUGGGGGCCCGUGCAGCACAGGAGGAGGAGCGACGACCAGCAGCGUCUUAGCUGCUCGUGUAUGCGGCGCUGCUCAUACCAGAGCAGCAACAAGAAGUUUCGCUGCGCGCAAGAUUUCACGAAGGUGUGA